AUGGUGAGAGGACUCGGUAGCCAGAGAAAGGAAGCAAGCAAGAAUAAAAUGGGUGAGCAAGCAUGAAAUAGAAAAGAAGAAAUGGGCAAGUCUUUGUGUCUGAAGAAAGACAGAAAGGAUACAUUAUUUGGGCGGGAGACGACAACUAGGAUAAACCGUAACAGGUAGAUGGUGACUUCAGGAACAUUAAAAUAGAGAGAAACUUAUUGCCACACAAUAAAAACCCAACGACAGCUCUCUGUCGACACCUUUUUGGGGGGGGAGGCUGUGCCACCUUGUCUUCCUAAUGUAUCUUUUUCUUCAAUCCGUACACUCUGAUGUUAAUCUUCUCAGAGCCAAUCAAGAAAACAUCACAAUUCCACUUCAUACUUUCUUGUCUGCUUGCAUUUGUUAUGUUAGGCAAGAUUCUUCUUCUGGGAAAGAAAAUUCUACUGUUGGAGACAUCUCUUAUAUUGGCCAUGAGUUUAGCAUAGUAUUUGAAGUAACUUUUUGGAGCAGGUUUGGUUGACCAUCAAAUGUGUCCUUAAGUGGACGGUCUGCCUUUGUAAAGUAGUAAUGAGUAAAUUUCUCCUCUUUAAUAGUCGACCUGGGUGCUUCUGCAUGUACCCCCAUGCUACGUUUGCGUGGCUCAAAUACUUUGUGAUUCCACUUUAGACUCAUCGAAAAGUCGAGACCCCCAGUUUGCCCAGAACUUUCUUCACAUCCUUUGUGCUGGAAUCCAAGUGUCAACUUGAGGUGGGUUUUGCAUUCAUUAAUGAAUAUUUACAAAAGUUCACAGGUAGAUUAAAUGUUUAUAUGCCAGUGAUAAGCACAUAGCCCUGUCACACAACUGGUAAAAAACAUGAGAUAAAUGAUAACCUCUGAAUUGAUAGAGAAUGUACACGUACACAAAAUAAUCUUUAACAUACAAAUGAAGACUGCAUAGUUAUCGCUGUCAUUUUUCAGACACUUUAUACUUAAUUGAACAAAUAAAGUAGUUUUGUCUUUGAAUGUCCUUUAAACCCAAAAGAUAAUAUCACAUAGCAGGUAAUCCAGACACGGAUCGGCUUCAUGUUUAUUGCAUUUUAAAUACCAUCCACAGUUUUAAAAAAAUAAAUAAAAAUAAGGAGGGGUGGCCCUCCAUUCAUAGUUCGCAACACAAAAUAUGUACAGAAAAAAUGACCAGGAGUCUUACAUCAUAUCAUCGCCAGAUAUGGUGGCGGUGUUUUGGGGGUUUAAUUUUUUUAUAAUUAUUAACACUUGUUUCUGUAUGUAGUUUGUAGCGAUUACCACUCCUUUAUGAAAAAGGCACCCACUACUAAAUGCCAAUUUUGUUAAUUGACUUUAGGUAAUGGUUGCUGGAAUCACUGGGAGCCAUUUUACUUUCAGAAAUUAAACCGCUUUCAAAUAGUUUAAUCGUGAAGUUGUCCGUCCAUGCACCUAUUCUCUUUUCUUCCCUGGCGGACGUAGAGUGUUAUGUAUUGUCACUCACAAUGCACAGCCAGUGAUAGGAUGUCUGUUACAUCCUUUCUGUACUGUGGAGUGCUGGGGGGAGAUAACUAAGGGUUAAAGUAUUUAGCCCCUUAAAGGGACACUAUCGUCACUAAAACAUCUUAAUGAAGCAGUUUUUGUGUAUAGAUCAUGCUUCUAAAUGGCAGAGAAUUGAGUAGUGAGACUUCAGGAGUUAAACCACUUUAGUUUAUCAAUGCAGCCCUAGCCACACCUUCCCUGGCUGUGACUGACGCAGCUUCCAUGAAAACAAAAACUUUCAAAGUAAGUUACAUCUGAUUGGAAAUUAAACCAUUUUUUCUCCUGUUCUGCAAAUUGAACUUUAAUUACAUACAGGAGCAAGCUAUUAAAAGUUCAGGAUAUACAUUCUAGAUUAAACAGAAUUUGCAAUUAAUGAAGUGUGUAAACAUUAGAUGACUCUGUACCGGAAGUGUUUAGGAAGGCUGUGUAAGUCGCAUGCAGGGAGGUGUGACUAGGGCUGUAUAAACAAAGGGAUUUAACUCCGAAAUGGCAGAGAAUUGAGCAGUGAGACUGCAGGGGCAUGAUUUAUAUACCAAACUGCUUCAUUAAAGGACCAAUAUAGGCACCCAGACCACUACAACUCUAUAAAGCAGUGUGGGUGCCAGGUCCCCCUAGUUUUAAUCCUGCAGCUGAAAACAUAGCAGUUUUAGAGACACUGCAGGGUUAAUCCAGCCUCUACUGGCUGUCUCCCUGACAAGCACUAGAGACCGCUUCCACGAUUUACACUGAGUAAAUCGAUCGCACUUCUUUGACACUGGACGUCUUCACGAGUCCAGCGUCAAAUAAGAUCCCCAUAGGAAAGCAAUGAGUAAUGCUUUCCUAUGGGCAGGUUUGAAUGCGCAUGCCUCUGGCCGUGCAUGUGCAUUCGGCUCCACCGAUGUCGGCAGGGGAGGAGACAUUACCAGUGCCAAGGGAGCCGGCUGCUGGAUUGUUAAGUUUUAACCCCUUCAGCGCUGAGUGAGGGUGUCUCUCCAAGAGCCUAUAGUGACAGGAAAACUAUAUUUUUUUUCCUGGCACUAUAGGAUCUCUUGAAGCUAAAGUUGUUUUAGUGACUAUAGUGUCCCUUUAAGGUAAAACUGUGCCCAAGAACUUCUGCCACUCCUGAUGGGGGAGCUUUCAUUUAACCAACAAUUAAUUUCAUUGCACCUGCCAAGGGGGAACAAUGGAGAUAUUACAAAUUCACUAUGCAAGCACAGUAUGUGUUCCAAUGGAAACACAUUAUUUAAUCAAUCUAUGUAUUAUGCUGAUGAGCUGAAACAUUUAAAGAUAUGGCAGAUGUGGUUUGAUAGAUAUUGGACUGACCCUACACUUGAAAAGCUGAAGCGGUUUCUGCACUCCUGGUUACGAACACGUUGCUAAAGAUUUAGAAUGUGAUUUUGUUCAGCGAAUACAAUUGAGCUUUCACUUUUUUCAUAUGGAUGCUGAAUGUUUUUAUAGCAACUCCAUAUAAAUAAAAUAUAGAAUUAUGGUUAGAAUGGACACCUGGCAUGCUGUUUGCAUGUGGAUUUGGAAAUGCCCCAAAGGCACAGAAACUCCAGGAAUCACUUCACAACCAAAAAAUGGAGGACACAAACAAAAAAGGGACAGGCCAUAUAAGCAGGGGGCAUGGCACAAGGGAAUAAUUGUUUUCAUGGCUGUAAAUCAACGGCUUUGGCUAAAUGUUUAAGUGGUUUAAACUAAUAUUGCAAAGUGCUGUAGAAUACGUUGGCUCUAUAGAAAUGUAAAACUAAAAGUAUAGAUUAGCACUGCCACUAAUGAGAAUAUACAAUUUGUGUCAUUUACUCUUGAUUCAUCCAUGGUGGAUGAAAAUAGACUAUACUGUAAUGAUACUACUUACAAUAGUACAUAUAAGUUUAAUUUUAUCCCUACUUGGGUGAGGGUUGCAUAUAUAUAUAUAUAUAUAUAUAUAUAUAUAUAUAUAUAUUUGUUUUAUAUAUACUUUUUGAGACCAUAGAUAUUUAUUGAUCAGUCCUACCAGCAUGAAAAGGAAAUCAAGAAAUGGUAGGGGGUUAGUUUGGGCUGUCCCCUUCCUCCACGCAAAGAAAGGAGGGGGGGAGAGAGAGAGGGGGAGAGGAUGUUCCGUUUUAAGCUGAAUAAGCUUAAACAAUCACUCUAAUACCAAUAUAGUCUAACACAGGGGUAGGCAUCCUCUAACACUCCAGAGGACUACAUCUCCCCUGAUGCAUUGCCAGCAUUAUAUGAAAUGCGGAAGGUUGCCUACACAAAAUCUAGAUGUAACAGGCACAAAAUAUCUGGAUAUAAAGAACAUUUAAAGUCGUUCUACUGUAAAAUUAACUGAUUUACUUUCCAAAAUCCAGGCUGAAGUGCAAUAAGGGUGAGAAAACAUAACCCAAACUACAGGACCCCAGUCAAGGAGCAAGCAGCCAGAAUCAUAAAUGCUAUAUUUGGCUGGAGACACAGAAAACCUGCAGCAUUACAUCUAUAUAUUGCGAGCAAUACAAUGGAAAAUAAAGGGAAUGCACUAAAUGUGUUUAUAGAUCACAUUAUUAUAUGGGCUGAGUUAACCAAUUUUAAAAUUAUUCAAAAAUUUCAACUCAAUUCCGAAUCUACAAACAUCGACCUUACCUGUACAAGUAAAACUGUUUGGUAUCGAUUAGUUUGACAAUCAAAAGGGAUGAUCUGCAAAUGAACAUGCUCACAUAAAUAUUUUCCCAAGUCUAGUAGUCACGUCAGUCUGGACUGGGAAACUUGGUAUUCUGCUAAUGCUAAUUAAAAUAGACUUUUGCAAAAGUCUAUGUUUUGCCUGAAAUCAACCAUAAGAGGUGGUCUUCAUUACAACAGAAAACAAUGCCGAUAAAACUUAACACAAUACUUCAUUUGAACUUGUUAAAAUAAAAUUCUGUCUAUGCAGGACCAACGAUAUGCUGUGCAGUUACUGAAAUCAGACCUUUACAGCUCUCACACAAGCAUGGAAUGA
Molecule: messenger RNA, 4447 nt
Organism: Pelobates cultripes (western spadefoot toad)
Lineage: Eukaryota; Metazoa; Chordata; Amphibia; Anura; Pelobatidae
Source: the annotation of a GenBank genome assembly